Messenger RNA from Phytophthora sojae, 3408 nucleotides. RefSeq lists its product as hypothetical. Bases 1 to 3408 code for a protein of 1135 amino acids. Lineage: Eukaryota; Oomycota; Peronosporomycetes; Peronosporales; Peronosporaceae. The transcript has a single exon. The record is from RefSeq and is a predicted model, not a curated record.
AUGAAGUUACUACUGGGGGUGCUCGCCUCGGGCGCUCUCCAGCUCCCGCUCGGGAUAUCGGCCAUGCGCGCGUCCUUGGGCGUCAAGCAAUCGUUGCUGGCUGAGAGCAGAGAACGCAGCGUGUCGUUCGCCGCAGCGUCCUUCGACCUCCCGGGUCCCAUGCUGAUCUCCGAGGGGCUGGCAGCUCACGCUCUGAAGAACGACGACUACGCGGACAUCCUCGGCCCUGACGGCCACAUCGCGUGCACCGAGUCCGAAUCCGUCGAGAACGACGGCGAAGUCACGGUGGUGCUGGCCUUCUCCAAGUGCUUGGACGAUACGUCUUUAGGCAUCGUGGAGCAAUGGGUGGAUCAAAUCAAGUCCAACAUUGCUACCACAAGCAACGGAGGGGACCUCGCGAUCACCUUCCAGUCGACGAUGGUGCCCGGCGCGUGCGAGGAGCGCAGCGAGAAGAACAAGCGGGGCAUUGAAGACCCGGCCAUGGAGAACCAAGGCGGGCCCGAACCGUCGGACGAACUCGACACGACCGCUCCAGACACGACCGCUCCAGACACGACCGCACCAGAGACCACGGCACCACUGCUGCUCGCCAACCAGGUGCAGCCAAACGACCUCCAGCGUCUGCAGGCAUUCCCCGGUCUCGGCGCUGCCGUUAACUUGGCGGAUGAGGACGUGACUCUUUUGCCCAUCGCUGUUAUCUCCUUCGUGACGGAAGAGGUGUCGUACGGCGAGGUGAUGCAGUUCGAGAGGAACGCGCACGUGUUCAACACGUUCAACUUCCAGAUCUGCAAUGGCGGCACCAACUGCGAGGGCACGUUCGAGAACUGCAUCCACCUGGAGGAGACGGUGGAUCUCUUCAUGUACAACCCGUUCACGGUGACUCGAUCCCUGCACUGCGCGAACCUGGACGGGGGCAUCCCUGUGACGUACCUCGAUGCAUACGGCGGCCGACAGUGCUUCUGCAACUGUCCCGCUGGCUACGAGCUUGGCGAGAACGACUACGGCCGUCCUGCGUGCCACAAGGUUGACGAAGAGACUUGUCCCUGCGUCUGGGCUCAGGUUGACGGCUUCAAGCACGAGAUGGAGACCGACGAGGAGGUGUGCUCGUUCAAAGGCGUGGUCACCAAGUGGGGGCUGCCCGUGCCGUUCCCAAGCGACGGCUACGUCGCGGACAAGCGCGACAACAUCGUGGAGGGGAAUUUGAACCCGCGUAUCGAGCUAUCGGCCGAGCGAGAGCACCAGCCGGAGUACAAGGGGCGCGAUAUUCGCACUGUCCUCAGCUACGGUGCUUCGUUACCGCUAACGUUCGCUGAGCUCGUGGGUAUCGACUCCAAGGCGUCGAGGUUUACUCCGUUGGUGGCGGGUCUGCCUGACUCGGCCGUUUACGAGAAGGUGAGCACGUGGAAGGACUACCAGACGGAAGGUGCAGCCAAGAUUGACGACAUGGAGUUCACAUCCUUCGGCAAGUACAGCCUCGAGGUGAGCGCGUACGACUACUUCUCCAGCGCGACGUGCUCGGGCUGUCUCGUUAUUGCGGACUACAACCGCCCGAAGGCCACGACGCCCUGCCCGCAGAGCUUCUGCGACGAUGUUGCUGACCCCGUUCAUUGCUCGGACUCGGCCGAGCUCACCGAAGCAAACCUGGACAAGGCCAACGAGCUCGCCUCGCAGUACUUCGACUUCGCCAAGAAGGCUACCAACGACGCGUGCAGUGUGGACAACCGGUGCGACUCCGAGUCGUUCAGCCGACGCGACUUCUUCGACAAGGACUACAAGAACCGGGGCUGUGGCCAGGCCAGCGAGUGCUUCGACAAGAGCAAAGUGCUGGACGAUCUACUGAACAACGACAAGGUGAAGAAGAACCCGUUGGUGAAGGGCAACAACCGCAGAAACACUCGUAGGGGAACCACCACCAACAAUGACAACGACGAAUGCGACAACACGGCUGAGCCUGUGCCCGCUGGCCAGUGCACGAGGUGCUGCAAGAUGGAGACGGCGCUCAAGGAGUGGUGGACGGACUACCGCUGCGGCUCGGACUUUGACGUGCGCUCCUGUGACGGCGACAUCGAUCAGAAGUGCUCGUUCAAGCAGUGCCUCGUCAUGAACGGCGACACGUUAGCGACCGUGACUGCAUCCAUCACUGAGGAGGCCAAGGCCGAAUCUGAAUUGGUGCUCGGACAAGUGGAGAACGAGGCCUACCAGACCGUGACUCAAAUCCACCGCUCCCUUGACUGCACUGCGUUCGGUAAAGACGACGGCGAGUGCGAGUUCAGAGCUCGUCUGUCGGAGCUCAUCGACACAACGGAGCAGCUCAACUUUGCACCUUCGUACGGUGAUGUAGACGCCAGCGACUACGUGUUCUGGCGCUUCAAGGUCGUCGCGAAGGACGAGUCGUGGCAGCUCUGGAAGACCGACAAGCACACGCACUACGACGAGGUCGUGCACGACAACGACGCCAUGCUGACCUUCUCCAACCCGGAGACCAAGAUCGUGCUGGAGGCGUGGACGCAGUGCGGCCUGGUGCGUCGCUUCUUCUUCUACGUCCACCUACACGUCAACAGUCCCGUGAGCGUGUGCGAGAAGUUCAACGACAUGUGGUACCAGACGUCCGUGUCCAGGCUGCCGAUCGGCCCCGGCAUGUGCGCGUACCCGGGCAGCGAUUUUGCCGAGCUGACCUUCGACUUCCACCCGAACGCCGGCCUGCUCUAUUCUCGCGACGAGCUGCGCAUGAAGGUCUCGAAGGUCGAGUGCACGGGUGCGCUGGAAGGCCGCACCCCCGCGACGAUCCUGAGUGUGACGGAGAAGUCUCCCGAAAUCGUCACUCGGUUCGCCGUCACGAUGCUCAACAAGGCCAACACCGAAGCUGCCACGGGCUUCCACGUGGAGUGCGCGUUCACUUACAAGCUGUUCAGCGGAAAUGACCGCACGGAGACGUGCAUGCGCGACUUCUCCAUUUCGGACUGCAAGGGCCCGACGUUCGACACCCCCGACUCCAAGUGCGAGUACGACGCGUGCGCUGGCGACGACCAGGCCGGACUGUACGAAGCGUGCGGAGGGAUCGUUGUCAAGGCCGACGACAAGUGCACGAUCGUCGAGACGGGCGAGAAGCCGUGCUGCCAGGGCUGCGGUGACACGGAGGUCACGUGCACGGCGCUGCUCGACCUGCCCAACGACAAGGCCGACAUCAUGCGUUGCGAGCCGAACUCCGAGGGCGCCUACUCGAGUGACUACGGGUACUACGCGGCUGUGCUACUGCAGGAGACGGCCCAGGAGCACCCGGCAGCUGUGGCCCUGCUGGGCGCCACGACGCUGAUCGCUGUGGUGGCGCUUGUGGUCGUGCGUCGCCGAGCGGUGGCUUCGCACUCUGCGCAGAUGGCCGACGACGCCUACUACCCGUUGCUGCACUAG